Fibroporia radiculosa is the source of this 1374-nucleotide messenger RNA. RefSeq lists its product as uncharacterized. Gene Ontology annotation, molecular function: calcium ion binding. NCBI's taxonomy places the organism in Eukaryota, Fungi, Basidiomycota, Agaricomycetes, Polyporales, Fibroporiaceae. The transcript has 3 exons. The record is from RefSeq and is a predicted model, not a curated record. Bases 1 to 1374 code for a protein of 457 amino acids.
AUGCCAGGUCGCAAAAACCCCCUCCAGCUCUCCUAUAUAACAGAACGCAUCCAGGCUCUCUUCUCCAGAUCUCAGGAGACAACCCACCCCCUUGCCCUCGCUGAGGAAGCUCUCGCAGCAGGUGAUCCAGUGGGCAUGGCUUUCUUUGACGUGAACAUCCACUUUGUGGGAGCUUCGGGGCUCCCAAAGAUGGAUGUAGUUGGUAGUGCAGACCCAUACUUUGUCGCCAAGCUUGAUGAUAAGCUCACUUUCAUAUCAUCAGUGCAGAGUGGCACACGUGCACCCAAAUGGGACGAGCUGUGGAAAAUCAAGAAUGUGCCCCAGCACGCAACGCUUUGGGUCGAGAUCCUCGACAAAGACAGCAAUAGCUUCACAGACGACUACAUUGGUCAAUUUAGCAUUCCAGUCUCAUCGGGCGAGCAGGAGAUCAGAAUACAGGACAAGGCUUUGAAGAGAAAUAGAGGGUCUUUCGUACUUACGAUUGACUUGAUUCCAUCGAACGACCCUGAUGCUCAUCAUUAUCCUUACACCUUCGACGGUCCCGUUCGCUUUUCACGGCACAUUUCCCCCACAGUCGGUCGCAUCACGAGCGUCGAUAACCGUCUCUACUCGACUUGGAAAGUAUACAUCAAGGGCGUGCGCCACUUCUUCGGAGACCAGAUUCAACCCUGGAACAGAGACUACGCCAAAGCGCGCUCGAUUUUCCAAGGCGCUACUGCACUCGCCGUGCGCUCCGUGAUCCAUAGCGGACACCGAAUGCUCUACGCCCGCGCUGCCACCAACGGCUUCGGGGUACUUGACACCCCUACGGACGUCUUUCACCUCCUGCACGGGCACGCCGGUAAGAACGGCUCACCGGGGCCGUUCGCGCACCGCAUCAAGCCCGCGGUUUACACAUACAUUAUCUCUGUAGACGACGACUCGCUGCGCUUCUCCGAGACGGGAGCAACAUUUCUCGUGAACAUGGCCUCGAAGCAUGCACUGCACUCCAACUGCGCUGAGGCCGUGCUCUACUCUGGUGAGUUCCACCCGCGCCCCGAGGGCGGCUGGGAGCAUUUCGCGGACGACCGCUCCGAUGACGACGUCCGCUGGGAGUUGGUCAUCGACAACAAGUCUGGCACGUAUGCGCCCGAUGGCGCGCUCCUUCCGCGUGUGAAGGAGCUCUUCGAGUUCAACUUUCCUGGCUUCAUCGCUGUCACGUUCGAUUACCGCGAUCCCGCGCUCAAGCAGAGCAGUGAUGCGUGCCGGGCGUACGCCACGUCCAAGCGCGGUGUCAAUCCAGAGGACUUGGAGCCCCACGCGCACGCGGGAAAGGAGACACUGGCACAACGUGCUGCAGCCAUGUUGCACAGGCGCAGCGGAGAACAUGCAUAG